AGACCAUCCUUCUCAAGGGCAUUGAUAAAUUAGUUACUGAAGUUAUGAAAGUCCAGGACUUCAUUAAGCUAUCCCUUAAGGAAGACCUCUUCGGGAUCCUGAUCAAAGAAGCCGAGUCAGAUAACCAGAGUGAUGAAGGAGAGAAUAAAGCCAAGACCAAGAUAGGCAUCAUGGCAAGAGGCAUUUUGAAGUACCUUAAGAAGACCAUUCAACCUACAACUUAUUAUGUCAAGAUUAUAGGAGAGAGUGUCAAUAAGUUACAGUACAGAAAACUCUUAAAAUUUUAUGGCCUGAACCCGAAGGAUUUUGUCAAGCAGAACCCUGAUGAGCUUUAUAAGGAAUCACAGAGCAAGGGUAUGCUAAAAGCAGCCCAGAAAGUUUCGAAAGAGAGACUUGAUAAGCUUAAAUCGGAAAAAUUACAGAGAAAGAAUGUCUUGCAAGAGCGUCAACAGAAGAUGCUUGAAAUGCAAAGAAAGAAGGAUAAAGAAAAAGAAAACCAGAUCGAAAAUACUUUACACGUGAUAGGAGAAAAAGUAUUAUCUCAUGAUAGAUCUAUUAAAUCUGAAGGGCUUCAAGACCUUAUUAUUAUUGCUUCAAAGAACAGUCGACAUCUGAUAAAUAUCCACGCUUUUCAAAUCUUAUUGGAUGAAGUAAUAAAUGAUAUCUGCAAGAGCGAGGAUAGAUUAAGCUAUAAUGACACUGGCAAAAUUCUGGCAUUUUUGAUUGACAUGAUCCCCAGUGCAACUUUCUUUUUCAAUAGCAGAGCUGAAAAAUUAUUAUCAGCAGGGACUGUUAAUCUUAUGGUAACAAAUUCUAAAUUAAAAACAAUAAGUCAGUUCUUUCUAAGUAGCUUGGCUAAGUAUGGACAAAUAAAUACGUUCUUACCUCUUUUCAUAAAAGAAUUCAACAAAGUGACAGUUUCAGCUGUUGUAGAAAAAGGGUACAUCCUUGAAUGUACAGCUAACCUUCUAAAAAGGCUAGAUAAAAGCCAGGAAAGUAUCGUAGACUCUGACACAAUCGAAGAAAUAUUCAAACUAAUUAACAAGUUGCUAGAAGACAAGAGUUUGAAAACCUCAACAACACCAUCAAAAAAAACUAAAAGAGGAAGUUCAAAGUCAUCACGACGAUCAAAAGGGAAAGGUCUAAUCCAGACUAACCCGGCUGAAGCUUUUGCUAAAUUUAUGAAGGCUUCAUAUCCUCUGACGAAGGAAAAGUUAUUUGAGAAGACAGACCCAAAACAUAUGAAGAGAAUAUUCAAGAUGAUAGAAUAAGCAGUAUCUUCAACUGUGUAGAUAAAA
Moneuplotes crassus is the source of this 1298-nucleotide messenger RNA. The record is from the annotation of a GenBank genome assembly. Lineage: Eukaryota; Ciliophora; Spirotrichea; Euplotida; Euplotidae.